Trifolium pratense (red clover) is the source of this 450-nucleotide messenger RNA. RefSeq lists its product as uncharacterized. The transcript has a single exon. Bases 1 to 450 code for a protein of 149 amino acids. Lineage: Eukaryota; Viridiplantae; Streptophyta; Magnoliopsida; Fabales; Fabaceae. The record is from RefSeq and is a predicted model, not a curated record.
AUGCGGAAGAUGAUGGAUCGGUUGCUUCCGCAUGACACCACAUGGACUCCGUACGAAGACCACCGGGAUGUUUGGUCAUUUGAGGAUAUCGCUUUGUACUCCGGCUGGAUUAGGUGUGGACCUAUCAGGGUGAGCUAUCUGCCUGAGCGUGUGUUACGGCAAUUUGGGUACAUCCAGACCAUUCUGUGCCAUAUGUACGCCGCUGCUAAUCCAUUGACCACAGUGGCACAGAUUGAUCAGCACUGGCUCCAGCACAUGGAUCGUGUCCUGACUCCCGGCAUGCUUGGUAGCUGUGCUGCCCGUCCUUCAGACACUGCUGCUGGAUACAUCAGAUGGUACUACGAUUCUCAUCCGCACAUCAUACCAUUCCCUGGUGGUUACCGUGUUCUGUUGCCUGAGUCGGAGGUUGUUGUUGUUGUUGUUGAUGUUUCUGAGAGUAGUCAGCGUUAG